This is a messenger RNA of Rotaria socialis, 1569 nucleotides long. The record is from the annotation of a GenBank genome assembly. Lineage: Eukaryota; Metazoa; Rotifera; Eurotatoria; Philodinida; Philodinidae.
AUGGAACCGCAGUACUCAUUAAAAAAAACUGUUGAAGAUGUCAAAGCUAAUCAGCAACAAUGUAAACGACUUGGAGAAAGAAUUGAUGCAAUCAAUCAAUGCUUAACAUCAUUAAAUGACCGAGACCUCAACAGAUCCGAGAUUAAACAAUCACUAGAUAACUUUCGUAAAUGUGUUCAAGAAUGUUUAGAUUUUAUAACCCAAUUCAAAGAGAAAUCAUCAUGGUUCGCUAGAGUGUUUCAAAACCAAAAUCAUGAAGAAAAAUUUCAAGAAUUGAAUCUUCAACUCUCUCAAUGUGCCAAUGAUCUUAGUUUAGGUAUCAAUUUGAAACAAUUGGUUGAUGUUAAAAUAGAUGAAAAUGAUCAAAAAACAGAUCUAGAUACCAUAGAAUCCAAAAUUGAUGAUAUUGCACAACUGAUGGAACAAAUGAAAGAGAAACAAUACAAUUACUACAAAGGCAUUGAAGAAAAUACCAAACAGCGGCUUAGCUCACUUAAGUAUAAUCUCCAGCAGGAUAUUAUGAAAAUUAAAGAUCCUGCCAAAGCAAAAGAAAUCGCUGAAGAAGAACAUGCUUUCCUCCAUAUUCCCUUUCAUGAUUUGAUACAAGAGAAACGAAUAGGACAAGGUGGUUUCGCUGACGUAUAUCGUGGAAGAUGGCUCUCACGAGAUCAUGAAGUAGCCAUUAAAGUUAUCCGAAUUCAAUUUUUAGAUGACAGAAUCAAAGGAGAUCUUGUUAACGAAAUUUCGACGAUGCAUAAAAUACGUUACGAUCACAUUCUCAACGUAUUUGGAGCCUGCAUGGAACCCAACAACUAUGCACUUAUCGUUGAAUAUAUGUCUCUUGGUUCUCUUUACGAUAUUCUAAAGCAAAAACGGUUUCAAUUGACAUGGUCUGAUCGAUGUUCGAUUGCCAAUCAGAUGACUAAAGGCAUCAAUUAUUUGCAUAAACUUCCUAGACCAAUUCUUCACCGUGACAUCAAGUCAUUGAACAUCCUUAUGACCGAGCAUGGAAAAGGCUUUCUCGUCAAAGUUGCUGAUUUCGGUCUGGCUAAAAUACGUCACGAAACAUCACGACAAUCUUCUAGGGGUCCUUCGGUCGGCACUUUGCCGUGGAAAGCUCCUGAAUUACUGAAAAUGGGGAGACAUACGGAAGCCAGCGAUGUAUACGCUCUUGGUGUCGUGUUUUGGGAGUUAUGCACAGAAUGCGAACCAUAUGAAGAAGCCGAUGAUUCAACAAUUAGUGCAUUCGUCAUGCGUGGAGACCGAUUAGACAUCCCUACAAAUAUUCCCAAGCGAUUUGCUGAUCUAAUUUCGAGCGCUUGGGCACAUGAACCACAAAAGAGACUGAAUUGUCAACAGCUACUCAAUUUAAUAAAACCUAUUUCGAGUGAAAUCGAUGAAAAUAAAAUAUCACAGACAAAUGUUCCUCCUGUCCUGAAGAAGAAUGUGGCAAACUCAGAUGAAACUGUUUCUCCACAACAACGUUCACGAAGCCCCGAAAGGCCAAAAAAACGACAAUAUGAAAUAGGUAAGUUUCUGAAUUGUCAUUUUCUUACUGAAAAUUUAUAG